Messenger RNA from Carlito syrichta (Philippine tarsier), 504 nucleotides. Its product is annotated as molybdopterin synthase sulfur carrier subunit-like. Bases 1 to 504 code for a protein of 167 amino acids. The record is from RefSeq and is a predicted model, not a curated record. Gene Ontology annotation, cellular component: cytosol. Lineage: Eukaryota; Metazoa; Chordata; Mammalia; Primates; Tarsiidae. Gene Ontology annotation, biological process: Mo-molybdopterin cofactor biosynthetic process. The transcript is spliced from 4 exons.
AUGGUGCCGCGGUGCCAGGUUGAAGUAUUGUAUUUUGCAAAAAGUGCUGAAAUAGUGGGAGUUCGUUCAGAGACCAUUUUUGUGCCACAAGAAAUAAAAGCAUUGCAGUUGUGGAAGGAGAUAGAGUCUUGGCAUCCUGGAUUGGCUGAUGUUAAAAAUAAAGUGAUAUUUGCUGUUUAUCAAGAAUAUGUCGAGCUUGGAGAUCAGCUCCUUUUGCUUCAACCGGGAGACGAAAUUGCUAUUGUCCCCCCAUUAGUGGAGGGUAGUGCUUCUGAGCUGUCUAGUUAUGAGGAGGAGGAGGUGGAGGAUGAGGAGAAUGUUGAAGGAUAUUUUCCUGUAUAUUUUGGAGGAAUCAUGCUUAUGUGCAGACAGAAAGAGGCAUAUUAUCAACUAAAGGAGGAGGAGGAGGAACAGGAGGAGGAGGAGGAGAAGGAGGUUGUGCAAGGACAUUUUCCUGUGUCGUCUGGAGAGAUUAUGCUUAUGUGCAGACAGAAUGAGGCAUAA